This is a messenger RNA of Ostrea edulis (European flat oyster), 1682 nucleotides long. Its product is annotated as eukaryotic translation initiation factor 2 subunit 3. Lineage: Eukaryota; Metazoa; Mollusca; Bivalvia; Ostreida; Ostreidae. Gene Ontology annotation, biological process: positive regulation of translational fidelity; formation of translation preinitiation complex. Gene Ontology annotation, cellular component: eukaryotic translation initiation factor 2 complex; cytosol. Bases 60 to 1481 code for a protein of 473 amino acids. Gene Ontology annotation, molecular function: GTP binding; GTPase activity; tRNA binding. The transcript has 13 exons. The record is from RefSeq and is a predicted model, not a curated record.
AUUUUCAUUUUCUAAACCGGAACUGCUAUAUUUAGCCAUUCCAACUUGCAUCAGAAAGCAUGGCAGGCGAAGAAGAGGAGCAGACAAAAACUCUUCAACCUCACUUAUCGAAACAGGAUAUAAAAACUCUGAACAUAGGCAGAUUAACACCUCUUACACCAGAAGUCAUUAGUAGACAAGCCACGAUUAACAUUGGUACCAUUGGUCAUGUAGCUCAUGGUAAAUCUACAGUAGUCAAGGCCAUAUCUGGGGUGCAGACUGUCAGAUUUAAGAAUGAACUGGUCAGGAACAUCACCAUUAAACUUGGAUAUGCCAAUGCAAAGAUAUACAAGUGCAACAAUGAAGCAUGUCCCCGCCCUGGAUGUUACCGAUCCUGUGGAAGCUCAAAAGAGGACAAUUUCCCGUGUGACAGACCAGGAUGUUCAGGCAGAUUCCAAGUCCAACGACACGUAUCCUUUGUUGAUUGUCCUGGUCACGACAUUCUUAUGGCCACCAUGUUGAACGGAGCAGCUGUCAUGGAUGCUGCAUUACUAUUAAUAGCUGGCAAUGAAUCUUGUCCCCAGCCCCAGACCUCGGAACACUUGGCUGCAGUGGAAAUCAUGAAACUCAAACACAUCCUGAUCCUUCAGAACAAAAUUGAUCUGGUCAAGGAAAGUCAGGCCAAGGAACAGUAUGAACAGAUCUUGGCUUUUGUCAAAGGAACCAUUGCAGAAGGUGCCCCCAUCAUACCAAUCUCAGCUCAGCUAAAGUACAAUAUUGAUGUUAUUUGUGAAUAUAUUAUUAAAAAGAUCCCAGUACCUUUACGAGACUUCACAUCAGAACCCAGACUAAUUGUCAUUAGAUCUUUUGACGUCAACAAACCAGGUAGUGAAGUUGACGAUCUCAAGGGAGGUGUGGCUGGAGGAAGUAUUCUAAAGGGUGUUCUAAAAGUUGGACAAGAAAUAGAAGUGAGGCCGGGCAUUGUGGCAAAGGAUCAGGAUGGAAAGUGGGCAUGUAAACCUAUCAGAUCCAAGAUUCUGUCGCUGUUGGCUGAACAGAAUGAUUUACAGUAUGCAGUGCCAGGAGGGCUUAUUGGUGUUGGUACGAAGAUUGACCCCAUGUUAUGUAGGGCAGACAGAAUGGUGGGACAGGUUCUUGGAGCGGUCAAUGCUCUCCCUGACAUCUACACAGAAAUCACCAUCUCUUUCUUCUUAUUGAGGCGACUCCUUGGAGUGAAGACGGAAGGAGAUAAGAAGGGAGCCAAGGUUCAAAAACUGUCAAAGAACGAAGUUUUGAUGGUAAAUAUUGGUUCCUUGUCUACCGGAGGGCGUGUCAUUGCAGUCAAGGCUGAUUUAGCUAAAGUUGGAUUAACUAACCCAGUAUGUACAGAAAUCGGAGAGAAGAUCGCUCUCAGUAGACGUGUGGAGAAACAUUGGAGAUUGAUUGGAUGGGGACAGAUUCGACAGGGAAUUAAAGUUAACCCAAUCGGACAGGACGACUGAUAACUACAUUUGUAGCGUAAAUUACUACGCUUGGAUCUACAUAGUGGUCAUGGGAAUGAUGUUCAAGAGAUGCAUCUUUGCCAUGCUUUACUUGAAAUGGACAGCCUCAGAAUACACCUUAUGGUGCAUUGUUAAAUUAUUUACUCCGACUUUCAUUACAUCUGUUGUACAAUAUUGUAAUGUAUUAAAAGUACAAAUGAU